This is a messenger RNA of Penicillium hordei, 684 nucleotides long. RefSeq names its product SDR family NAD(P)-dependent oxidoreductase. The transcript has a single exon. NCBI's taxonomy places the organism in Eukaryota, Fungi, Ascomycota, Eurotiomycetes, Eurotiales, Aspergillaceae. Bases 1 to 684 code for a protein of 227 amino acids. The record is from RefSeq and is a predicted model, not a curated record. Gene Ontology annotation, molecular function: oxidoreductase activity.
AUGGUGAUAUGCGACAUACAAGACAACGUCGGCCAAAACGUAGCCUCUGGAAUUUCCUCCAAAACCCCCAACACUAAAAUAAAGUACGAACACCUCGACGCAACAUUCAGAUCCGAGUGCCACACCGACGUUGAAGCCGCAGUCCGAUUCCUCGGCGGGCAAGACAGUUUAAUCCACGCAGCAGGCCACAUCCACCAAGAUGCAGCCGAAACCAUCGCCGAAGACGAGCUGGACCGCAUGCUAGAUGUCAAUAUCGAGGGAGUGAUCUUCAUGAAUCAGGCCGUUUUCCCUUAUCUCAAGACUCGGGGCGGGACGAUUCUGAACUUCGGGUCUGAUCUUGCGUCCGAACCUCUGCCGCUUCUGGCUCAUUAUACUGCUUCGAAGGGUGCCGUGCAGAGCUUUACGAGGGCUGUUGCGCGCGAGUGGGGGAAAUAUGGGAUUCGUGUUAAUGCGGUCCUGCCAGCUGUUUGGACGCCUAUGAUUGAUGGAUAUCGGGGGAAUCUUGAGACGGAGAAUGUUGUGGGACAUGAUGUUUUUAUGAAUGAUCGAGUUUGUCUUGGGGAGACGUUUGGGGAUGUGGAGAUUGACUUGGUACCUGUUCUUGCGUUUUUAGUUUCGGAUGCUUCGCGCUGGAUCACGGGUCAGUUGGUGCCAGCUAAUGGUGGGCUCUCGCUGGUACGUUAG